Molecule: messenger RNA, 510 nt
Organism: Neohortaea acidophila
Lineage: Eukaryota; Fungi; Ascomycota; Dothideomycetes; Mycosphaerellales; Teratosphaeriaceae
Product: acetyltransferase
Exons: 1
Coding region: 1-510 (169 amino acids)
Molecular function (GO): acyltransferase activity, transferring groups other than amino-acyl groups
Source: RefSeq, a predicted model, not a curated record
AUGCCGCCACCCACCUUCACCAUCACCCCCGUCAGCACCCCAGCAGACCUCUCAGCAAUCGCAACCCUCUUCAACUCCUACGCCACCGCCCUACAAAUCGACCUAACCUUCCAAUCCUUCGCCUCAGAACUCGCAAACCUCCCCGGAGCCUACUCUCCUCCCCGCAGAGGCGCGCUGCUCCUCGCGCGGGAAACGGGUACCGGAGCCGCGAUGGGGUGUGUAGCGCUUCGUGCGCUCGGGGACGCGAACUGCAACACCGCCUUCGACUGCGCCGAGAUGAAGCGGCUUUAUGUUGCGCCUGCGGGCCGGGGACGCGGGGUGGGCAAGGCGCUGGCGGAAGCGGUGGUGAGCGAGGCGAAGGGGCUAGGGUAUGAGGCUGUGAGACUUGAUACGUUGCCUAACAUGCAUGCUGCGAGGGCGGUGUAUGAGGGGAUGGGUUUUAGGGAGAUUGAAGGGUACUAUGCGACGCCGAUUGAGGGGACGAUUUUUUUGGAGUUGAAGCUAAGGUGA